Prorocentrum cordatum is the source of this 1011-nucleotide messenger RNA. Lineage: Eukaryota; Dinophyceae; Prorocentrales; Prorocentraceae. The record is from the annotation of a GenBank genome assembly.
CGGCUGCGGCGACGACAUCGACGGAUGUCAAUCGUUUGGCCCCGCACGGGCCGAAGCAGCCCCUCGCUCCGUUGCGCCCCCCCGUCGCCCCUCGCCCCUCUCCGGUGCCGCCGCCGGGGCGUGGGGGGCGCGAUGGCGCCGACGGAGAAGGAGGAUCCCAUCACGCUCUUCAGGGACCUGAAGCGGCAUUAUCCCCGCGCGGAGGUCGAGGACUACUUCAAGGACGGCAGGCGCCGCGCGCCCCGCCCAGAGACGGCCGAGCGCGCCAGGGGACUCGCGAUCGAGGUCAGCCAUCCCGCGGGAGCGGUACCGUCCUCUCCGUGGAGAUCGGGCUCCCAGGGGCUCGAGGAGUCGCUCGCGCAGCCGUUCGGGGGGGCGCUCGAGAAUCCGGUCGAGGCCGCGCCGGAGCUCAGUGCCGUGCCAGUCGCGCUGGAGCCCGAGGCUGGUGUGGAAGGUACUAUCGAGAACAAGGCGGACAUCGUGGGCGCCUCCCCGCAGGCGGCCUCUUCGCGCGCGCGCCAGUGCUCACCGACUCUGCCUGCAGAUGUGGAGGAAGCUUCCGACCCCAACCAGCCACCAUCCCUGGCAGCAGCUGUGAGCAAACUGUUGGACGUCAUCAGGGUAGGGGCGAAGCAGGAGGCCCUCCAGGGAAACGAUGAUGGCCCGCCCCCGCUCUACCAGGACCAGCAGGCGCUCAGGCAGGACGCCGAUGCCUUCACCGAGAUGGUCAUGAAAGGCUUCCAGCAGGCCUUUACGGGAAUGACUGCUGGGACGACUCAGAUGAAAGUCCGCUUCGAGAGGCCCAUGCCUUCUGCGCAGGAGUUGUGCCGGUGCGUCCAGAACCUACAUGGAACAAGGGGGCCCCAGGUGGUAGUACAGUUACUCGAGCAGCAGCGCGUCGACAAGAAGGGGAAGAGGGAGACCUUCACUAAACCUCUAUCAGCGACGUGGUUGGCUGAUACGGCGGGCUGGAACAGCACCAACUUCCACCUCAAGCUCGAUAUCCUGUGA